This is a messenger RNA of Parnassius apollo (apollo), 321 nucleotides long. The record is from the annotation of a GenBank genome assembly. NCBI's taxonomy places the organism in Eukaryota, Metazoa, Arthropoda, Insecta, Lepidoptera, Papilionidae.
AUGUUUGAGGUGCCAAAAGUGAACCUUAAUUCACGUUGUUACAUAGACUUGCAACAAAAUAUAUACGAACCGCCAAUACUAAAGAAUAUUUCUGAUGAGCAGUUGCAAGAUCUCAUUGAAAAUGGAGGAAAUGCAAUUUUGAAGUUUAUGAGACUGUCUUGCCACACCCAGGCUUUGGAAAGAUCAGUCAAAGUUGUGACAGAAGCAGCUCUAAGUGUAUGCGAAAAGAAAAGAAGAGAGGGAUUCAUAAAAUCUAAAUUAGCAUCUCGAAAAGUCACGCCAAAGUUUGAGACGAAAAAGGAUUUCUGCUUUAAAAAAUAA